Messenger RNA from Ophidiomyces ophidiicola, 2487 nucleotides. RefSeq lists its product as uncharacterized. The transcript has 2 exons. Gene Ontology annotation, cellular component: Cul3-RING ubiquitin ligase complex. Gene Ontology annotation, biological process: protein ubiquitination; ubiquitin-dependent protein catabolic process. The record is from RefSeq and is a predicted model, not a curated record. Bases 1 to 2487 code for a protein of 828 amino acids. NCBI's taxonomy places the organism in Eukaryota, Fungi, Ascomycota, Eurotiomycetes, Onygenales, Onygenaceae. Gene Ontology annotation, molecular function: ubiquitin protein ligase binding.
AUGGCAAGCGACGAUACUAUGGAUCUGGCCAGCAUGUGGAAUACCCUUGCCUCAGCUAUGCGCGAGAUUCACACCAAGAACGCCUCAAAGCUCUCUUUUGAGGAACUGUAUCGGAAUGCAUAUAAAGCUGUGUUAAAAAAGCAGGGGCAUGACCUCUACAAUAAAGUCAUCGAGUUCGAACAGCAAUUGUUACGAGACGAGUUACGCACUAGGAUUACAGAGUUAAUUACGCCAUUGCUUCUACCUGGAGCUGAAAUGACAAAUGUUGCGGACCAAGUAAAUGAGUGUCGUGUUGCUAGCGAGCGAUUCCUUUCCAAAUUAAGGGAAGUUUGGGAGGAUUAUCAACUUUGCAUGGCAAUGAUCACAGAUGUUCUGAUGUACAUGGUAUGGCUUCAUUCUAUGUUUUACACGUGCAUAAUAUUGAUUCGAAGGUUCAAGGAUAAAUCUAUCAUGACAGAGCAGCGAAAGCCGUCUAUUUAUAUCGCCUGUAUGUGUUUGUUUCGAGAUGUCGUACUGAGACUCUCUUUAGAAGUGGAUAACGAAGAGAGUGUUGCUUCCAUUCUUCUAUCAACCAUCCUUUUUCUUAUUCGUCUUGAGCGGGACGGCAUAAUAAUCGAUAGACAUCUCAUUCGUCAUUGCAUAUAUAUGCUAGAGGGGCUCUAUGAAACCGAGAAAGAAGAAGAGUCAAGCAAACUUUAUUUCACAUCUUUUGAGCCGGCUUUUCUGAAUGCCAGUCAGAAUUUCUACUUGGCCGAAGGUGAAACGCUGCUAUCUACCGUGGAUGCGCCGUCCUUUUGCAAAAGAGUUGCGAGUCGGAUCCGAGAAGAACAAGAGCGAUGCCAUCAUACUCUGUCAUCAGCUACCACCCCUAAAAUCUUGGAAGUCAUUGAUGAAGCUCUAAUUAAACAAAAUAUUGCAGAAGUUAUUAAAAUGGAAGGCAGUGGCGUCAAAGAGAUGUUAGAUAAUGAUCGGUUUGAGGACCUUGCUACUGUCUAUGAACUUAUCUCUCGAAUUGACCCUCAAAAAAAGCCCCUUACACAGGCAACCCAAGCAAGGAUUAUUGAACUUGGAAACCAGAUCAAUGCUGUCGCUAAAGAGCAUUCACAAGUCACACAGUCAAGAACGACUCAUCAGAAUAAUGAAGCGCAGAAAGAGACCAAACGUCCGCAAGAACAGAAGCCCUCUGCAUCGCUGCAAACCUCUGCGGCUAUCGAUUGGGUAGACAGUGUUUUGCGGUUAAAGAGGCGGUUUGAUCAUGUCUGGGAGGUUGCAUUCAUGAAAGACCAAGGAAUGCAAGCCUCUCUGACCAUGAGCUUUUCAGACUUCAUCAACGUAAAUCUUCGGAGUGCGGAAUAUCUUUCGCUUUUCUUUGAUGAAAAUCUUAAAAAGGGAAUCAAGGGUAAAUCAGAAGAAGAAGUAGAUAGCCUUCUUGAUAACGGCAUAACCCUGCUCCGGUAUAUCCGGGACAAGGACCUUUUUGAAACCUACUAUAAGAAACACCUUUCACGUCGCUUACUCAUGAAGCGUUCCGCUAGCAUGGAUGCUGAAAGACAAAUGAUAUCAAAAAUGAAAAUGGAAGUUGGAAGCACAUUCACUCAAAAACUCGAAUCAAUGUUUAAGGAUAUGGCGAUAUCUGAAGAUCUGACGGCCAGUUAUAAAGGAUAUAUUGCCCAACGUGACGAUUCUAGCCUUAAGCAGAUUGAUCUUGAAAUGAGUGUUCUCACUAGCACGAUGUGGCCUAUGGAAAUCAUGGGGAGAGACAGUACAUUGCAAAUGCAAUGUAUAUAUCCCAAAGCCUUGGACCGCCUCAAACAGAGCUUCGAAACAUUUUACCUGGGAAAACAUAGUGGUCGUAAACUUUCAUGGCAGCCAGGAAUGGGUAGUGCUGAUGUUCGGUCCACAUAUGCCAGAGCCAAUGGCAAAGUUGAACGCCAUGAUUUAAACGUCUCCACAUAUGCAAUGAUUAUUCUUCUCCUUUUCAAUGACAUCCCAGCGACUGAAUCUCUGACAUUCGAAGACAUUCAGACUCGCACAAACAUUCCUAUUAACGACCUUAUACGAAACUUGCAGUCACUAGCUGUUGCUCCGAAGACUCGCAUCCUUAGGAAAGACCCGAUGAGUAAAGAUGUUAAACCAACAGAUCGCUUUUUUUUCAAUGAACAAUUCCAGAGCAAAUACACCAAAAUAAAGAUUGGUGUUGUAAGCGGCGGUGGCAACAAAGUUGAGAACAAAGAGGAAAGGACCGAUACUGAGAAGAAGAUGAAUGACGAACGAGGGGGGGCCAUCGAAGCAGCUAUUGUUCGGGUGAUGAAGCAACGAAAACAGCUGGCACAUUCUCAGCUGAUGACUGAGGUCAUCACUCAACUUGCAUCUCGAUUUGUUCCUGACGUAAACAUGGUCAAAAAACGAAUCGAAAGCUUGAUAGAUCGCGAGUACUUGGAGCGACUUUCGGACAUUGAGCCACCCUCGUACGCUUAUAUUGCAUAG